CACUACAGCUAAAUGACAAAAUUCCGUAACACCUCUGUAAGAAUUUGACGUACGUGCAGAAGUUCUUGAAGAGCGAAAGAGAGAAAAACUAUCGCGGCUACUCCGUGAAGUUCAGAAAUCCCUGGCCAAACCUUAAUUCUUAGAUCACCUCGCCUUCGGUGGAGAUUUUGUUUGGUUUUGUGCGUUUGACACUGAGAUUGUAAGUUCGAAAGAUUAAUUAGCGCCGAAGGGAAAGAACGAUUGAAUCACUUACUCCGUAGAAGACUUUCUUCUCGCUGUACAGCAAAGUGCAUCAACAUGGGAAACUCAUGCAGCGGUUUACCUCCUGACUGUGAAAUAAUCGUGAAGACCGGUGAUGUGAAAGGAGCAGGAACAGACGCUAAUGUUUUCAGCGCUCUGUACAACGAAGAUGGCACUCGUUCGCGUGACUUGAACCUCGACUGUAAAUGGAAGAACGAUUUUGAGAAGGGUUCCGUGGACCGAUUUAAAGUUCACUGCGGCUUGCCACCUGGUCGUUUGCAUAAAAUUGAAAUCUGGAGGGACGACAGUGGUAUCGGUGACGACUGGUAUGUGGAAUGGAUUAAAGUGAAGAAUCUUCAUCCUGGGUCCGACGAGGUGAUCUUUCCCUGUAACCGAUGGGUGAAAGCAGAACGAAAGUUAGUUUUGACAGAAUAUGACUGUGUACUGCCACAGUUUGACGAAUGCAAAGAACAACGGAAGAAAGAAUUAGAGGAUAAGAGAGACGUUUAUCGAUUAUCGCGUAAAGCUCCAGGCAUUCCUAAACAGAUCGAAAGUUGUCCCCGUGACGAGAGUUUUAGCAAUGACUACAAGUGGAAUAUUCAACAGACCAAGUACAAGUUGGCUGUGAAGUGUAAGCUGGCCAAAUUAACUUCUGAUCCCUGGGAAACAUUAGAUGACAUGAGCAAUCUAUACAAGGGAAGCCUCAACUUACCUUAUGGCUAUUUUAACUGGAAAGAAGACUCAAACUUUGGCCGUCAGAGGCUUCAAGGAUGCAACCCAACCCUUAUCAGACUUUGCAUGGAAAUCCCUGAAAAUUUCAAGGUCACAGCUGAGAUGGUGGAACCAUUCUUGGAAGGGAUUACAUUGGAAGAGGCAAUGAAGAAUAAAAAGAUCUACAUUGUGAAUCUGAAAAAACUCACAGAGAUCAUGUGUAGAUUUAACAGAGUGAUCUGCAAACCAAUGGCUUUAUUCUUUGUCAAUGGCAGAAACGAGCUAAUGCCCAUUGCAAUCCAGUUGUUCCAGAAGCCAGCUGAAGACAAUCCAGUUUUCUUGCCAAGUGAUCCCAAGUACACCUGGAUGCUUGCCAAGAUGUACUACAACAAUUCUGAUGCAGCUUUUCAUCAGUCCUGCACUCAUCUUGGACUCACCCAUUUGGUAGCUGAAACAAUUUGUGUGGGAACUCAUCGUCAGUUGUCACCAUCACAUCCUGUUUUCAGGCUGCUUGCUCCUCAUUUUCUGUAUCUCCUGGCCAUCAAUUCCCUUGCUCUGGCCAAACUUGUUGCACCAAAUGGAUGGAUUGACAACACCAUGACAACUGGAUCAGGUGGAUUGAUGGAACUUGUCAGUCAGUGUUGGCAAAACUGGAGAAUGGAUAUUGAUGGAUGGCUUCCUUCUGAUCUUGAAGCUCGAGGGGUGGAUGACAAGGAAGCUUUUCCCAACUACCCCUACAGAGAUGAUGCAUUGCUCAUUCAUGAAGCCAUUUAUACCUACGUACGAGAAGUCUUGGAAGCUUUUUAUGACUCACCAGAAAAACUGACAGACGAUUAUGAAAUCCAGAACUGGGGACACAUGUUGGCUGACCCAGAAGAUGGCUUGGGAAUCAAGGGUGUUUUUGGAGGUGGAAAAUUUACAGAUUUGGAAGACUUGAUCAAGGCAGUGACCACAAUUAUCUUCAUCAGUAGCGUGGGGCAUUCUGCGGCCAAUUUCGCUCAGUAUGAUGAAUAUGCUUUUCCACCAAACUAUCCUGCAUUCUUACGUGGGAAACCUCCAACAAGCAAGGAACCUCUGACAGAAAAGGAUAUCAUUGACUCCCUUCCAGUGAAAGACAUGACGCUGGACAUUAUUAUUGUGACAAAAAUACUCAGUGAUCGCGGCACGAACGCUCUUGGUGACUUUGAAGUGCAAUACAUGUACGACCCAAGAGGAACCAAGCCUGUGGAAAAGUUGAGGAAGCGUUUGUUGGAAGUGAGUGACAUUAUCGCGGAGAGAAAUAAGAGCCGACCAUUCCCUUAUCCAUACCUGGAUCCUAAGGAGGUUCCUAAUGCCAUCAGUAUUUAGAAACUUGGUAUCCGCAGAAUCCCCUGAAAACUACAAACCACUACAGUGAGAAAAUAAUUCAUUACCUGCCGCCUUUCAAUCCGAGAUGCCAGACUACUGAAGGAUGGAUAAACAGCAAGCAAAAACUGAGAUUACUUUGCAAAGGGUAGUCCUCGCGUUUACUUUCCGUAUUUGUUAGUGCUUAUUGUCUAAAAUAAGGAGCGUGUACUUUCAAACUAUUGUGAAGGUUUCGUUUCAUACUCAAAACUCGUAAAUGGUCAAUCUUUCUGUGAAGCUCUUACACUGAAUUUGUAAUGUUCGCUAAACCAUGAGUUUACCCAGUCGUGUGUUCAACAUCAAUCUCAUCGAGGUUGCACCACUUGAACAAGUUCUCAAAUCAAGAAGAUUUAAUCGGUGCCAGUGGUACACCACUCGAGACUUCAGACUUAAAGUAUUUUUGAUGGUAUAUGAAAUAACAAAUAUUCCACCCUUAAUAUAUUUGACUGAUUAGCACAACCCAAUUUUUGUAUUCUUAAGUGCUUUAGUGGUUUAAGAUUCCAUGUCAAGUGCUGAUUUGUAAAUUACGUAAACAGAGAUAGCGUGUACUCUUAUCUGGUAAUUAAGUUUUGUUUAAAAAUAUUUAUAUUUUGCACUUAGGGAGAGAGAGAGUCUCUUUGUAAAGUGAAAAUUUAGAUUUAGCUGAAGACGUACGCUUGUUAUCUCACUUAUUAUUUCACUCAGUGAAGCGUUUGUAACCGAGUAUUUCAUGUCUAACGACUAUUGUGAAACAAGUGGUUACCUCAAACGCUUUGCAAGUGAAGAGACAUACAUUUAAACACGAAAAUUAUCACACAAGGCGAUGUUAGAUAAAUACUGGAAGAAAAAACAAAGUAGUUUUGUAAUUGA
Molecule: messenger RNA, 3183 nt
Organism: Pocillopora damicornis (cauliflower coral)
Lineage: Eukaryota; Metazoa; Cnidaria; Anthozoa; Scleractinia; Pocilloporidae
Product: polyunsaturated fatty acid 5-lipoxygenase
Biological process (GO): lipid oxidation
Molecular function (GO): metal ion binding; protein binding; oxidoreductase activity, acting on single donors with incorporation of molecular oxygen, incorporation of two atoms of oxygen
Source: RefSeq, a predicted model, not a curated record